UGCGCUCUUGUUUACACAAAAGUUGGUGACGUCAUUCAUCACUGCAACGCGUCGAUAAAUACCCAAUUAGUUUGCAUAUUUUUGUACUUUUAAGUGAUAAAAUUUGUUGUCAGUAUAUUGUCAAUAUGUCAGAUGCUUCAGAAGAUCCAAAUCUUAAAGCUGGACACGCCCCUGCAGUCAAGGUUGGUGGGAUGCGUGUAACCACUCACAAGAAGCCUGAAAAACCAGAAGAAGAAAAACCGGCAGAAGAUGAAGCAGAGGAAUUUGAAGUGCCUGAGAAAGUGGACAAACAUCAUCAACAGAUAUUGCUAUCAGGAGCUGUAACCAAAGGGGACAAAGAUUUUCCAGAAGCAGCCGUCAAGGCAAUUCAUGAAAAACGUCCACUGCCUACGCAUGAUAAUAGACCAACCCACUCACCUCAGAAAAUAAUUCAGCAGCCAAGAAAAUAGUCCAGUCACAUGACUUGUUCAUUAAAUGGAAACCAUGGUGAUUUUGGUGCAUCCUGGAAUUGAAAAGACUUAAAAAGUUUGAAUUUUUGGUGGAAGGACAAUAUUGACUGUAAUUUUAGAAUAGAAGAAUAUUAAAUACCACUGGAAUGGUACUGGAGUUUGUUUGUAUGUUUAAUCAUAUUCUGUUUUGUAUCAAAUAAUGAAAAAAAAAUAUCAGGAAUUAUUCAAAUUUAAUGAUGCAUUUUAAGCUUUUCCAUUAUGUUGAUGCUUAUAAGAAGCUACCUUGCUCACCCAUGUUUCUGCAUUUAACACAAUCACGGUCUAGGGUUUGAUAUUUAUCUUUCUUACAACCUAAUGAAACCAUUCUCUUGCAUUUGACAGCCAUGAUUUCAGCAUACUGCCCUUGACCAUAUCAACUUUAUCCAAGAUUAUUACUGAGUUAUUUCACCUUUGAGAACUUCAAAACAAAACCAAAAAUAAAAAUAACCCUGGUGAUAGUUUAGCAUUGGAGGUUAAAUUCUACAUUUUUCUGCUGAAAGCAUUUACUGAAGUUUUCAAAAUAGAUAUAUCUUCUGGCGAUAAUUUGAUACAUAUUGGUCAUAACUGCAGCAUGAAACAAGUUAAUUAAAUCUUGUAGGGAAAAUUCCUAACAAAACAAUGUUACAAAAUAUUGAUUUUUCUAUAGCUAAUGUGGAGUACAACAAACUUUUGAUUAAACAAUUACACAGUGGAAAUAUCACUUUUAUACUUGUUAAUGAAAUGUUGGGGAGUCGUCGGUUAUUGGCUAAUGCUCUACAUGUAUGAUGGCUCAUUAUAUCCAAACAUAAUUUCGUAAAUGAAAAACUAUACUUGUUAAAGAAACUUUUACUGUCAAUGUGACAACUCCUGUUUAUUUUGAUGUCAUUAAAUGUUCUUUUUAUUGUUAUAGAAAUAAUUUGAGGUUAAAAUUUGCUGUUCAAAUUCAAUUGAAAAAGUAUGUGUUUUUAAAAAGAGCAAAAAGUAAUAUAAAUACAGUGCUCAUAAUUAUUUGGAAAAAGGUAAUGGAGAAAAAAGAACUUAUAACAAGCAUAGAAAAUCAUCAGUAUAUUAUAAUGUUGCAUUUUGUCAUCUACAGUCUUGUCCAUUGGUGAAAAGUAUGAACUCUAAUGAAAGAAAAUUGAAAUUAAUUGUUGAAUAACUGUCUAUAUAGCAAACAUUUUGUUCUGAAAUCAUUUGAGUCGCGCCAUGACAAAACCAACGUAAUGUUUUUGAGACCAGCAUGGAUCCUGAUCAGACUGCGCGGAUGCACAGGCUGGUCUGGACCCAUGGUUGUCGCAAACGCAUUAUGUUGGUUUUGUGAUGGCACAGCUCAUUUGCUUUUCAGUUAAUAAAUUGAUGAAUUAUCAAUAUGGUUAAAUAUUUUCAAAUCACAUGAUUUGAUAUUUUUUUAAGUUAGUGUAAAAUUAAACUUUCAAUCUUGUGCAAUCUUCAAAUAAAUGUUUUUACAAUG
Molecule: messenger RNA, 1938 nt
Organism: Ruditapes philippinarum (Manila clam)
Lineage: Eukaryota; Metazoa; Mollusca; Bivalvia; Venerida; Veneridae
Product: death-associated protein 1-like
Exons: 4
Coding region: 126-449 (107 amino acids)
Biological process (GO): apoptotic signaling pathway; cellular response to amino acid starvation; negative regulation of autophagy
Molecular function (GO): death domain binding
Source: RefSeq, a predicted model, not a curated record